CAAUUCACCACAGCUUGGUCUCUGCGAAAUGAAAAUGUCAAUUGUAUUCUGAUUGCUCCCAGAUCACUUGAUCAACUAUACUCUCAACUCAACACAAUUAAGUUAAUAAGCAAGCUGACUCCAGCGAUUCUGGAAGAAGUGGAAAAGGUUCUUGACAACCGACCAAUGGCGCGGAAAAUCGUUCCAAGUGGAUCAGUACAUGUAUCAUUAGCACCAAAUGGAUGUGAAAAUGGUGUUAGUACAAGUCAAAGAGAAUCUGCAACUAAUUUAUAAUCCGAUUCAUCAUUCAAGUUUCAUUCAAUUCCUGUUCCUGCUCGAAAAUCAUUUUAUUGAAUUCCAUCUCAACAUUCGUUUGUUUUGUUCAUUUAAAUUUCUUGUUAUCUUGUCUCUAAGCAACUUGCUUGGAAACGUCCAGAAAAAGGCGGAUAUUAGGGUAGGUUGAACUGUGCGCCUCUCAAAUUUUUGAAUUUAUCCGCUAGGUUUUCACGCAGUUUCCUUAUUCAAACGUCUUUUCGGUUUGUUUUAGUUUAAAACUACUCCUUUUGUUAAACACACUUUAAAAAUCGAAACAUCUAAAAUUUUAAAAUACCUUAAAAAUGUCCAAAUACACAAAUGUAUCGCUUCUUGACUCGUUUGUCAAUUUAAAUCUUACUGACUCGAUUUGUAAUAAAUCACUAUCAGCUCCAGUAGCUUCAACCGCUAAAACUCCAUGUAAAACGCCGGGAAAAAAGUCAAACUUUAAAACCCCCAAAGUGACUCCAUCAGCUAUGAAUAACACUCUUAAAACUCCUGGUAGCCCGACUUCAGCAGCAGACCGGUACAUUCCAAACCGAAAUGCAAUGAAUUUUGAAAUAAAUCAUCAUUUGUUAACUCAGGGGGACAAAACAACCAAAGAAAAUGAUGGUGAACCCGUAAAAGACACUACAAUUAAUCAAUCAACUAAACAACAAGCAAUUAGCGAGGCGCUCAAUUGUGAUUUAAAUAACCAUCGCAUAUUAUGUUUCAAUGACAAGGCUCCAUUAGCUCCAGAAGGCCAUGCUAACAGUCUUAAAGUUCUUUAUAGCUCUAGUAAAAUAUCAAAUUCUUGUAAAAAAUCUAACAGACAUAUACCAUCUCAACCCGAGCGAAUUUUAGAUGCUCCUGAUAUUAAAAACGAUUACUAUCUUCAAUUAUUGGACUGGAACAGUAACAAUUUACUGGCUGUCGCCCUUGACAAAGAUCUUUACUUAUGGAACGCAUCAAAUGGUUCAAUUACUAAACUUGUUGGCUUACCUGAAGGUGAAUACAUCUCAUCUGUGGCAUGGUUUGAUGGAUUUAAUAAUCUUGCCGUUGGUACAAGUAACCGUGAAGUUCAGUUGUGGGACGCCGAACAACAGAAAAGACUUAGAAUAAUGCAAGGACACACGGCCCGUGUAUCUACCUUGGCAUGGAAUAGUCAUGUGCUGAGCAGUGGAUCACGCAAUGGUCAAAUCUUUCAUCAUGACGUGCGAGUCGCUCAACAUCAUAUCGGAACUUUGAAUGGACAUGAACAAGAGGUUUGCGGGCUCAAGUGGUCAUCUGGAGGCAAUUAUUUAGCUUCUGGAGGCAAUGACAAUGUAGUUAACAUAUGGAGCAAAGAUCCUGGAAAUGAUCGACCACUUUACACUUUCAACUCUCACACAGCUGCUGUCAAGGCACUUGCUUGGAGUCCAUGGAAACCCAAUCUUUUGGCUACAGGAGGUGGUACUGCUGAUCGACACAUUAAGAUUUGGAAUGUCAACAACGGCUCAUGCCUUUAUUCUGUAGAUGCUAAAUCUCAGGUCUGUGCUAUACUUUGGUCUAAAGAGUAUCAAGAACUUAUUUCUGCCCAUGGUUAUUCAAAGAAUGAGUUAAUAGUAUGGAAAUAUCCAGGAGUCUCUAAAAUUACUGAACUCAGAGGUCACACUCAAAGGAUAUUAGGACUUUCCAUGAGCCCUGAUGGCUCAACGGUUGUCUCUUUAAGUGCCGACGAGACUUUAAGGUUCUGGGAAUGCUUCCAGGUCGACAAUGAAAAGAAGAAGAAGGCAGAACUUAAGGCUUAUAAGGAUAUACUUGUUAACAAUCCAUUGAGAAGCAGCAUUCGUUAAAUGAUUGAAUUCAGAAAUUCAUUUGCGAUAGUUGCAAAAUUUUAAUUAUGAACUUUAAAUUAUUCUUAAAAACCUCCAUAAACACGACUAUUUUCAUCAUCAUCAUAAACUUAGGAGGAACUGUGAUUAUGUUAAGAUAACGCUCAUUAUUUCAUGAAAAUUCCUUACACGUUCAUUUUAUAAUCAUAACUUUUUUUCAUUUUACAUUGAAAUCAUACCUGAUACCAUUUUGAAUAAUUUUAAUCGUCUCAUGUUUCUCAACCAUGCAUUGUUAACAUCAACACCCGACAUUAUUGCCCUUAGACCACUGCCUUGCAUUCAAGAUUGAAAAUGACUAUCUUUCUCAUCUCUUUUGAGAUAGAGCCAAAGGAGCCAAAGGAUGAUUAUUAAAUAUCAAUAAAAGUUUACCCAAAACGCAA
Messenger RNA from Tetranychus urticae (two-spotted spider mite), 2524 nucleotides. It is a transcript of the gene fzy, whose product is annotated as cell division cycle 20 protein fzy. NCBI's taxonomy places the organism in Eukaryota, Metazoa, Arthropoda, Arachnida, Trombidiformes, Tetranychidae. Gene Ontology annotation, molecular function: protein binding; ubiquitin ligase activator activity; anaphase-promoting complex binding. Gene Ontology annotation, biological process: positive regulation of ubiquitin protein ligase activity; positive regulation of anaphase-promoting complex-dependent catabolic process; anaphase-promoting complex-dependent catabolic process. Gene Ontology annotation, cellular component: anaphase-promoting complex. The record is from RefSeq and is a predicted model, not a curated record.